GGAUUACGACGCUUUCAAGGUAAAAUCCGACUGGUUCACUGCCAGCUUCUGGACCGCGGACAUCGCAGUGUCUUUCGUCACCGGCUUCCACAACAGCGGUGGCUUCGUCCAGAGGCGUAUGCCAGAAGUGGUGCGCCACUAUAUUCGCAGCUGGUUCCCCAUCGACUGCUCCAUAGUCACAGUGGACUGGCUGCACAUUGCGAUCGACAGCUCGACAUCCACACAGUACAUGUCGUCUGUCCAGGCUGUCGGGAAGGUGACCGCCAAGAUCCUGCGCGUCUGCCGGCUGUUCCGCUUCAUGAAGAUGAACAAGAACGUGUCGGAGCUGCUGGAGACGAUCCAUUCCGAGUACAUGCUCACGGGGGUCAUGCUGAUGAAGCAUUUGGUCACCAUCGUACUGAUCAACCACUAUCCAGCACGCCAGGUACGGCCUGUCGACCGUUAG
This is a messenger RNA of Prorocentrum cordatum, 445 nucleotides long. The record is from the annotation of a GenBank genome assembly. Lineage: Eukaryota; Dinophyceae; Prorocentrales; Prorocentraceae.